AUGCCUGUGGCAAUCGAUGCUUGUAUUGUGGAUAAUGAAAUGGAUGUUGAGUAUGGUGUCUUGACAGAUGAGGCUCUAACUGAAUUGUCUGAGUUAGAAGAUGAUUGGACAGGUGCGCGCUGGAGGUUCAGAGUGCUCAUCUAUGUCGGAAGCAAAUCACUCAAUAGAUCUGUCGCUGGCUGCAGCAAACGAACCAUAACUCGCAUCCGUCGCAACCUGGAGGCAUUCGGAGAUGUUAGUGCAACUCGCAAUGGUGUCAGACGCCCGCGAAGUAUCACCCAACCCAUGUUUGAAGUCCUUUGUGAACACUUAAAGGAGAAAACCGACUCUAUAUCAGGACGAGAUGGCAGUUUUCCUAUGAGACGAAUUUGA
Messenger RNA from Histoplasma mississippiense, 372 nucleotides. RefSeq lists its product with no specific name. The record is from RefSeq and is a predicted model, not a curated record. The transcript has 3 exons. Lineage: Eukaryota; Fungi; Ascomycota; Eurotiomycetes; Onygenales; Ajellomycetaceae. The coding region runs from base 1 to 372 and encodes 123 amino acids.